AUGAGAAUACGGCGAUGGACAACUAUUCUCAUAUCGACCACCCAGCUUUUCGCACCGCAAGCAUUGCUGGAUAAUCAAACACCAACCAUCAAAGACAUCCCAGUGCUUCCAUUUUCAAGCAAUGGCCGCGGACUUUCUUCACGAGCACUUCAGAGCAAGAGUGCAACAACCAAAGCGUUGGAGGAGAGGGACCUAGUCCAGCUGGGCAUCAGUGCCAGUCAAGGAGACAAGGACGCUCAGGUUGCUCUUGGCAAUAUGUAUAGGGAUAGUGAGGGCGCUCGACAAGACUAUCAAGCAGCGACGGAUUGGUACCUUCAAGCUGCCAACCAGGGCGAUGCAAAUUCCCAGCGCGAAGUAGGCGUUAUCUACUAUGAAGGUCUCGGUGUCUCACAGAGCUAUUCGAUGGCGAUGUAUUAG
This is a messenger RNA of Linnemannia hyalina, 417 nucleotides long. The record is from the annotation of a GenBank genome assembly. Lineage: Eukaryota; Fungi; Mortierellomycota; Mortierellomycetes; Mortierellales; Mortierellaceae.